Messenger RNA from Anthostomella pinea, 921 nucleotides. The record is from the annotation of a GenBank genome assembly. Lineage: Eukaryota; Fungi; Ascomycota; Sordariomycetes; Xylariales; Xylariaceae.
AUGUUCCCUAUGACGACCGCCGAAAGCGAUUUUGAUCACGGGGUGGCGGAAGAAGGCCAGAAACUCUCGGAUGAUGUCUUCUGGAACGUGGCCAAAGACAACCUUGUAGAUGCCAGAUAUGCAUUUGCGCUUGCUAUAGGCAGUCGGAGCCUCUGGGUAAACCUCGAGAACGAAGUAUAUAGAACAGACGUCCUACGGGCGAAGCGAUACACGGAAGACAACACCAGCGUGAAACACGAGUUCAUGCUGAGGUGUGAAAGAAUUUACAGAUCAUGGGCAGGAGAUUUCGAUCCUGAUGGUGGAAGCUUCCCCGAUGAAGAAGGUUGGGCGCACCCGUGGAUUCAAGAUUCCGAUGACGAAACCAUACAAUCCCCAACAGAACGCUUGCCACCACCCAACAACCAGACGAUCCUGCAACUCGCAGCCGUCUAUGGCAUGACUUCCACAGCAACCAAGGUCGUUGAGGUGGCAAAGCAUGUCUCGAUGGAGUACCUCGAUCUCCAGAAUCCGAUCAAUUUGCAUGGAAGCGUUCAUCUUGCGGCCAUGUACGGCCAUACCGAGAUACUCCGAUUUUUGAAAGAUAGCGGGUGUGACAUGCAGGCCGUCAGUGGCUAUCCAUGCAUGGCCAUGCGACAUUUGAGAAAUGUCCUUCAACACAUCAACCCUGAUAUCGUCUACAUACACGAUGGCUUAUACUUGUUCGACCCGCGCAGGCCAUUUGCCCUCAACGCGUUGGGCCUUGCAAUCCUGCGAGGGCACGUGCAGCCUGCUCGGUUUCUGGUCGAGCUCUACGGCGACUCCAAAGUUGGAUCAUUAGACGAUGAUUACGACACAGAAAGUGAGGAUUUAGAGGAAAGUGUUAAGGCCGAGCGCCUCGGGAACAACGACCAAGAGGACGGCGGUGCAGAGGGCGGGGUUUAG